This is a messenger RNA of Spinacia oleracea (spinach), 2035 nucleotides long. RefSeq names its product bHLH transcription factor RHL1. The transcript has 7 exons. NCBI's taxonomy places the organism in Eukaryota, Viridiplantae, Streptophyta, Magnoliopsida, Caryophyllales, Amaranthaceae. Gene Ontology annotation, cellular component: nucleus. Gene Ontology annotation, biological process: regulation of transcription by RNA polymerase II. Gene Ontology annotation, molecular function: protein dimerization activity; RNA polymerase II cis-regulatory region sequence-specific DNA binding; DNA-binding transcription factor activity, RNA polymerase II-specific. Bases 202 to 1572 code for a protein of 456 amino acids. The record is from RefSeq and is a predicted model, not a curated record.
UAUUUCUGAAUCGCAGUUUGAAAAAAACAAAAAUUGAAAAUUUGAAAGUGGGAUAUAAUACUCGAAGUUGUUGGGGGUAUUUUUGGGCAAAUUAUUUAAACUAAAAAAAUUGGGUUCUUUGAAAUCAUAUUUAACAUAAGAUAGGAAAGAGAUAGAAAACAAAACAAGGUAACAGAAAAACAACAACAAGAAGAAGAAGAAAUGGAAGGAGGAGGAAUGCAGCAUUCUCAUUCUCACUGUCAAGUAAGCCUUGAUGACCUGCAACAAAACGGCGAGUCUCAAUCGCAGCAACAACAUCAAUACCAGGAAUCUCAAAAUGAUGAUUUCCUAGAUCAGAUGCUCUCAACAAUUCCUAACUGUUCGUGGCCCCCAACUCCCCAUGAUCUUCCUUCACCAACUUCUAACCCUAAUCUUUCUCUUAAACCCGGUGAUUCUCCUCCGGAUGACCGAGAGGCAGCGGCGGCAGCGUUUCAGUAUCCUUUCGACGAGGCGUCUUUAGUAUCUAAACUUCGCCAGCAGCAGCAUCAGCAGCAGAUGAAUGAAGUCACUGCGAAGUCAUUGCUGUUGCAGCAUCAACAGCAGUUUCUUUUAUCACGAAGGUCUCCUGGUGAUACCGCCCCUGCCGGCCCUGGAAUGUUGCCUUUGCCUUUGAGCCUUGGGAAUAAUGAUUCUGGUGUUGAUCCUUCCUCAUUCAAAUCUCAGGUUGGAACAGAAGCUUCAGUUCAGGCAUUGUACAAUGGUUUCGGCGGAUCGCUCCAUGCCAAUGCGCAACCGCCUAAUCAGCAGCAUUUUCACCCUCCUCCACCACCGCCGCCCCCUCAGGGAGGGAAUUUGACUGGUGGACAGAACUACGGAGGUCAGGGAGCAGGAAUGAACGGAGCGCCGCCAGCUAGCGCAUCAACAGGAGGGAGUAGUGGUGCCGGCGCCGGCGCCGGCGCCCCUCAAAGACAGAGGGUUAGGGCUCGCAGAGGCCAGGCCACCGACCCGCAUAGCAUUGCUGAAAGACUUCGAAGAGAAAGAAUUGCUGAGAGAAUGAAAGGUUUACAAGAACUGGUUCCAAAUGCUAACAAGACCGACAAAGCCUCAAUGCUUGACGAGAUCAUCGACUAUGUCAAAUUUCUCCAGCUCCAAGUCAAGGUACUAAGCAUGAGCAGAUUGGGCGGUGCAGCUGCUGUAGCUCCACUUGUUGCUGCCUCUGAGGGAGGAGCAGCAGGGCGGAGCAGCAACGGGAACCAGACAGCAUCAGGAAACGACAGCAUGAGCAUAACGGAACAUCAGGUGGCAAAGUUAAUGGAAGAAGACAUGGGUUCAGCAAUGCAAUAUCUGCAAGGAAAGGGGUUGUGUCUGAUGCCCAUCUCCUUGGCUACUGCAAUUUCAACAGCAACAUCACUCAAUCGCAGUCCACUGCCUCCACCUCGGCCUCACAUUAACAACAACACAAACCACCACGACAUCCAUCAUCAUCAUCAUCAUCCCCUAAUCCCACCACCAAUACCGUCAUCUAAUGUUGAAGGAGACAACAAUAAGGGUAAACCCACUUCUGAUUCUUCUGUCAAGGAUCCUUCCAACUGAUCUCUCAAUUUCAUAUUAUAACCAACUCUUCACCGUCCCUACCUACCAUAUCACUAACUUUGUUCUAUCAUUACAGUAGUUCUUUAAUAAUGUUAUCAGAGUUCUAAUUUAGUAUCAGAAUCACAAACCCAGUUGGAACAGGACGACGUGUGAUUCUGUUUACGUGGACUUUGGUGCGGGAUUAUCCCUAAACAACUUCACCACCCGACAAACCCCAAGAUUCCCUACGAAGCUUCACUUUUUUAAUAAUCAAAAUCUUAUCAUUCCUUUUUCCUUUUAAGUGUUCAAUUACAAUGCUAAAGAUACCAUUUCUUCUAGUUUCAUUAGUAUUGUAAUUGUUUCCUUUUUCUAUGCUAUAGUUUUUAUUUAUAUACUUGGACUGCCACGUCCUCAGGAUCUCUUUGUCAUUUUGUAAAUAUUACACUUAUUAUUUCUUUAAACACAACUCAGUACUUUAACCUCU